AUGAGGGAGGUCAAUUUCAGUAUACCCAACGUGAACAAGGCGUCCGUGAACAUCACCACCACCCUCUAUGAUCGGCGGGCGCUCGACUGCACAUCGACCCUACCUCUGGUCAACUCCCUCAAUCACCUCGCAUAUCUCACGACGUCCUCUGCUCGGAUCCGUGAUAUUCUCACUGUCGAUGGAGGCAUUGAGCGCCUGAUAUGCAUCCUCAAGGAGGGGAGAAGCAGGGAUCUCAUGGAGAUGUGGAAAUGGAGCCUUGCCUUCCAAUGUGUCGUCAACAUUGGAGUACGAGGUUCGGAAAACGUGAGAACGAGGGUGGUGGAGGCAGAUAUGGUCCCCGUGAUUGCUACGAUCCUCGAUAACUACAUCAAAGUCAUCGACAAAGUACGAGCACGUGCUGAUGCCGAGUCCCAGCGUACCUCACGGCACGCCAAAGUCGUCUCACGCCCGCGUGAAUCUGCCGCGCGAUCUUCGUUCCUCGAGCGACCGUUCAAUACUAAUACUAAUGAUAAUGAACAACGUCCGUCCCGUCGACAGGCUCCGCCUCCAUCGAUAGAGAUCCCACAGCCCUUCUCCCAAGGGCAGACCCCUAACGAUGCCAAUGCAAUGGACAUUGCAUCCUCGCCACAAGUUCCUAUGACGUCUCCGCCUGAGCGAACAGUCUUUGGUCGUGAGGUUCAUACUCAUCGACUACAUGAUGGACGUCCUCAGCAGCAAGGCGCCCAUCGUCUGCGGGUCACCCAGCCUCUGGCUACUGCCGUGCCUCCUAUGGAUGCUGCCGAUGGAUUUGGCUUGCGCCCAGUCAGGGACGCUGAUCGACUGCCUAGCAUGCUACCGGGAGUCCACGCUGGUUUCGCAUCACAACCGGAAUCUCCCACGACCCCGGGCGGACCACUCCAACAACCCCGGAGCGUGUCUAACGCGGUGACGCGGCGUGAACGACCUGUCAUUCGACAGCAGCAGUCCUCUGGGUCAACGGAUUUCGAAGAUACCAAUGGCGAUGACUCUCCUAUGGGUGAUGACGAUGUCUCCGGGGAAGCAGCAGAGCCUAUCGUAGGACUCCAGAAUCGGAUGGAGAUUGAUGAUGUCGGCGACAGGGAAUCUAUCUUGGAUGAUGUCUCCAACCCACAUGGCCUGACGAUGACGGAUCCCACCCAGGGCCAAGAUGCGGAAACAUUCAACAUCACUCACCAUUCUGCUGUCGAUGGUAGUAUGAACACGACCAACGCGCAAGGCAACGCUGGAUUUGGCCUCUCCCCUACUCAGGGUGCUAACAACACCAACUCUCCGACUAUGCCCAACCCUUAUCCGUUAUACCUCCGUGACCGCUCAUCUGCAGCCACCCAAGGGGUGCUAGCGGCGAUGCCUCGGGACGAAGACGUUCUGAUGUCGUUGCAACUCCUUGCUUACGUUUCCAAAUACUGCAAUCUCCGUUCCUAUUUCCAGCACUCGCACCUAGUCCCCAAGCUCAAGAUCGAGCGUGAACUUCAGAUGUUGGAUGAAGCCACGGGGUCCACCUCGCCCGUGGAGCCGGAGGAAGAGGAAGAUGAAUAUCUCCUUCCGGAUGACUUCAACAUUUUCCCGUUGGUGGAAAAGUUCACCGUACGGCAUCAUUCCAAAGACAUGCAGUACUGGGCCUGUGUGGUAAUGAGGAACCUGUGUCGGAAAGACGAGUCACGGGGUGGUAUCCGGCAGUGUGCGUAUUACAAGUGCGGAAAAUGGGAGGAGUUCCAACGGCAGUUUGCCAAGUGUCGCAGGUGUCGUCGCACGAAAUACUGCAGCAAAGAUUGCCAGAAGGCAGCCUGGGUGUACCACCGUCACUGGUGCCAUAGUACCCCUUAG
Messenger RNA from Paecilomyces variotii, 1842 nucleotides. Its product is annotated as MYND-type zinc finger protein samB. Lineage: Eukaryota; Fungi; Ascomycota; Eurotiomycetes; Eurotiales; Thermoascaceae. Bases 1 to 1842 code for a protein of 613 amino acids. Gene Ontology annotation, biological process: ubiquitin-dependent protein catabolic process; establishment or maintenance of cell polarity. Gene Ontology annotation, cellular component: MUB1-RAD6-UBR2 ubiquitin ligase complex. The record is from RefSeq and is a predicted model, not a curated record. The transcript has a single exon.